Molecule: messenger RNA, 508 nt
Organism: Lagopus leucura (white-tailed ptarmigan)
Lineage: Eukaryota; Metazoa; Chordata; Aves; Galliformes; Phasianidae
Gene: CCL17
Product: C-C motif chemokine ligand 17
Exons: 3
Coding region: 49-333 (94 amino acids)
Biological process (GO): monocyte chemotaxis; cellular response to type II interferon; positive regulation of ERK1 and ERK2 cascade
Cellular component (GO): extracellular region
Molecular function (GO): CCR chemokine receptor binding; chemokine activity
Source: RefSeq, a predicted model, not a curated record
GAGAGGCACAGCAGCACUGCAGUAAGGAAGAGCCCACGUACAGCUGCAAUGCUCAGCACAAAGCCUCUCCUGCUGCUCCUGCUGCUCCUCAGCAUCUUCCAGCACAGCUCCACAGCCCCAUAUGCACCUUCAGAAUGCUGUUUCACACUCGCAAAAGCUGCACUCCGGUUCGAAGUGCUGAAGAAUUUCUAUGAGACUUCCAGUGACUGUCUUCUGAAAGCAAUUGUGUUUGAGACAAAGGGCGGGAUCAAGGUCUGUGCAAAACCAAACGCACCUUGGGUGAAGAAAGCAAUUAAGAAUCUUCAGAAAAAGAAGGAACCUCAAGCUGUGUGAUGCAGAGCGGACACCCAAGUCGAGGAUCACAGCUUCCUGAUGGGAAGAUUUACACUCAGCCUCCUGCGGAGGUCCCCGAUGCUGACAGUGACUCCCCAGAGCCCUGCAGGGCACCCGAGGUGCUGCAGCCCUGCCAGCUCCCACCUGCAGAACACAGCUCCAAAAUAAAGGUUUA